AUGAUCGGUCUUACACAGGACCAAAUCGACCAAUUCAACACGGAAGGUAUGCUUUGCAUCCCAGAAUUUCUCUCUAGCGACCAAACAGCCCAGAUGUUGCAGGCUUCCCGAAGACUAUUGGAUGACUUCGACAUAUCUACCCAUCCCAAAACUCAAUUUAAAACUGGCGAUAACGACCAUAUUGGUGACCAGUACUUCUUCGACUCUUCGGAUAAAGUGUCUUACUUCUUCGAUGUGGAUGCCUUUGAUUCCAAUGGCACGCUCCAGAUGCCCAAACAGAAAGCAAUCAACAAGAUCGGCCAUGGGCUCCACAUGCACGAGAAGUUGUUCCAUGACAUCACAUUUGAUGCUCGUGUAAAGGCGGUGGCGAAAAAUUUGGGUUUUGGUGACCCUCGCGUACUUCAGAGCAUGCUUAUCUUUAAGAAUCCAGUUUCAUCGCAAGUCGAUGAAAGAGACAACGCUGUGCCUCCACAUACCGACGGAACGUUUCUCUUCACCAAACCCCAGCUGGCUGUAGGGUUCUGGUAUGCAUUAGAGGAUUGUACAGAGGAAAACGGAUGUUUGAAGUACAAUCCUGGAACCCACAAGACAGUACCUAUAACUAAGCGAUUUGUGAAGAUAGAUGGAGGUAAUAAGGGGUGUAAUUUCAUUGACGUGGAGCAUAGCGAUACAGAGAUUCCUGAGGAUCGUGAGGAAGACUACAAGCUGGUGGAAUGCAAGGCAGGCUCCUUGAUUCUUAUCCAUAAUUCUGUACUUCAUAAGUCGGAGAAGAACCGUAGUGGGAAGUCACGGUAUGCGUAUGCGUUUCACAUUAUAGAUGGAGUGGAGGGAUAUGACGAUUUGAAUUGGCUCCAAGUUCCACCUAGUGGUGGGACUAAUUUUCUGAAGUUAUAUGAGGAGUGA
Molecule: messenger RNA, 903 nt
Organism: Sungouiella intermedia
Lineage: Eukaryota; Fungi; Ascomycota; Pichiomycetes; Serinales; Metschnikowiaceae
Source: the annotation of a GenBank genome assembly